GCCCAGCCCCACUCUGCUCGGGGCUGUGUGCACAGCCGGGGAUUAUUCUUUUAAUCAGAGCCUGUAUGGGAAUUGCUUGCACAUAGAUUAUGGGAGCAGGGCACGGGCAGCCCCCAGGCGCUGGCUCGCAAGCAAUCUCAAUAUCUCAGCGGAGCAGGGAUUAACAGGAGUGCAGGGUGCGCGUGUGUGUGCACCCACCCCAAUCCUUGUCUCCCUUCCAGUCCUUUGGCCUUGGGUUGAGUUUUUUGGCUCAUGCUCUCACAUCUCCCCCUCUUCCUGCAGUUCUCACCCCACCACAGCAGGUGGCUUUGGGUGCCCACAGUGCCCCUCCAUCAAGGCCCAGGUGAUGGGUUAUCCCCACCAGGUCCCGGUGCACAGCACCCUUGGGUGCUGCACAAGAAGGUCUUCCCACCCCGGUGGCGGUGCCUUCCCCUCCUAAUGCCAUAAUCCAGCCCUGAUCCUGGGUCCCGCUGACCUUGCAGGCGCCGGACCCGGUGCUGGGCACGGUGGGGCACGGGCACCACAUCCACCCACCCAUGGCCGCCUUCUUCACGGCCGCCCUGAGGAACCUGCGGGGGGGUGAGGAGGAGCCCAAGGCACCCCCCAAGGACGGCAAGGCGGCCGCCCUGCCCCAAGGCAUGUCCCGCGAGGAGUUCGAGGAGUACCAGCGGCAGCUGCUGGAGGAGAAGAUUGAGCGGGACAAAGCCUUCGCACACAAGAAGGCAGAACGGGCGACUGUGCGCAUGCAUCUGCGGGACAAGUACCACCUGGCCCAGGUACGGACACACAGAGGUGCCCCGAGCCCCCCACCCUCAAUACCCCCGAGCUGGGUGGCGGCCAUCCUCCUCCUCCCUGGUCCCAAAGGAUGGGAGGCAAUUCCUGAAGAGGGCAGCAGAUGGCUGCUGUCUCCAUCCGUCCCAUCCGCCCACGCACGCGUCUGUCCAGCAGUCCCAGUGUGGGGCUGGGCAGCUGCUGGGACCCCAGGCAGACCCAUUCCCAGGGCCCGCUCCUCCCGCUCCCUCCCCAGGAUGGUGGGGGUCCAUCUGCAGCCCCAGUGCCACCUCCCACCCACACAGGACGAGCGGGACGAUGCCCAGCUGCACGUGGCUGGCGGCGCGGUGGAGCUGCCGCAGGAGCUGGCUGCCAUGGUGCGCGGUGAGGAGGAGGAGGAGGAGGAAGAAGAGCAGGGUGCUUUCGCCUUCCUGACCAAGCUGCGGGACAUGGAUCUGCCGGCGCUGCGGGGCCGUGCGCUAGGCACUGUGGACGAAGUGAAGGAGAAGUGCUCCCUGAUGUAGUGCUGGUGGGUGGCACCAGCAGGGUCAGACCCCUGGGAAUGGGUGGGAUGUGGGCGUUGUGGGUGCAGUACGCCAGGGUGGGGGGCCCCGUGCCCAUGCUGGGGGUGGGUUUUCCUCCCCUAAACCAUUCCCUGCGGCUUCUGGGGGCUCUGGACAGAGAUGCCAGGGUCCUUUCCACACAAUCCCAUGCCCGUGGCGUCCUCUGGUGCCACCCCCAGCCCAGGGCAGGCAGUGGUCCCCAGCACUCCCACCCCCAGCCCUGGGAUCUCCUGAGCUGUUUGGAUCAAUAAAAGUGGCAUUUUGUGCGAUCAGUCUGCUGUUCAUGCUGCUGCAUGAUGCCAUACCACACGGCGCUGCCUGCACCAUCCCCAUCCCAUGCAGUGCCAAUAACCCCGUGCUGCCCUGGAGCUGGGACGCACUGUAGGCUGUCCCCAUCCCACACGUAGCCCCAUGCUCUGUACCCUUGGUCUCACAACCCCAACCCACAGCUGCACCCCAGGGACAGGCAGUGCACGGUGUCCCCACCUGGGGGUCCCCGCUGCCCACCCCACCCCGCUGCAGGCUCAGCAGCACCGUGGGCUUAAACGCCACCGCACGGGCGCCUGCCGGAAGGCUGCAGGCUGCUGAGAUCACUAAUACCUGCCUAUUUUAGGGAGGUCUAAUCUGCCUGAAUCGCCUGUCCCCAAGGACUAAGCUCACUGAACCCGCGUAAAAUGUACCACCAGCGCUGGCCCUGAACGCCACCGCCCCGGCGGAGCCGGCCCGGGAGUCACGCUGUGUUCGUGUGAAAGGAGGGACGCGCUGAGCCGCCCCCGGGCUCCCCACACCAGGGCCAUCUGUUCCGGAAAGGCCUGCAGGGCCUGUGGGGCCUGUGGCUUCUGUGGGGCCCGUUGCGCCUGCAGGGCCUGUGGGGCUUGUGGCUUCUGCAGGGCCUGUGAGUUCUCUGGG
Numida meleagris (helmeted guineafowl) is the source of this 2243-nucleotide messenger RNA. RefSeq names its product complexin-3-like. Lineage: Eukaryota; Metazoa; Chordata; Aves; Galliformes; Numididae. The transcript has 2 exons. Gene Ontology annotation, cellular component: SNARE complex; terminal bouton. Gene Ontology annotation, biological process: synaptic vesicle exocytosis; regulation of neurotransmitter secretion; neurotransmitter transport. Bases 537 to 1295 code for a protein of 252 amino acids. The record is from RefSeq and is a predicted model, not a curated record. Gene Ontology annotation, molecular function: syntaxin binding.